AUGACGAACCACGAUAGUAUAGCGUCUCUUUCGUACAGGUUAGAGUUCUUCAUUUACACACCUGUGAUCUAUCAAGGAACACUCAUACACCUGCAAACCUUUUGCCCUAACAAAUGCCGCGGCAGUGAAAACCCCCGAAAGCCCCAAGUGGUGAUCACGAAGAAUCUUCCGCCUUCGGCCACCCGAGACACUAUUACUCGAACGUACCUCAAAACCAAAUAUGACGCAGGCGAUAUCUCCGCAGCUCUGGCCUACGAUCCCGAAGGAUCUGAGAAUAGGAUCAGCGCACGCGAAGCAGGUGUGAAGAUCGCAGUCGACGAGGCAUUGUCCAAGCUUGGAUAG
This is a messenger RNA of Pestalotiopsis fici W106-1, 342 nucleotides long. RefSeq lists its product as uncharacterized. The record is from RefSeq and is a predicted model, not a curated record. NCBI's taxonomy places the organism in Eukaryota, Fungi, Ascomycota, Sordariomycetes, Amphisphaeriales, Sporocadaceae. Bases 1 to 342 code for a protein of 113 amino acids. The transcript has a single exon.